Messenger RNA from Marmota monax (woodchuck), 2487 nucleotides. It is a transcript of the gene Pcolce, whose product is annotated as procollagen C-endopeptidase enhancer. Gene Ontology annotation, molecular function: protein binding. Lineage: Eukaryota; Metazoa; Chordata; Mammalia; Rodentia; Sciuridae. The record is from RefSeq and is a predicted model, not a curated record. The transcript has 10 exons. The coding region runs from base 910 to 2418 and encodes 502 amino acids.
CCUUGGCUUUACUCUCAAGACUUCACCAGGUCUUUUUGACUUUGAAGCCCUGGCCCCACUUUCAGGAACAACUCAGUCAACAUACACUGCUUAGUUCCCCAGUUUGGAUCCUCUCUACAGGUGUUUUCUCCAUCCUUAGGGGCCACUUCUGACUCUGUAAAGCUCCCUUACCCCCAUGGCCCUAGUUCCAGGGAAGUCAGUCCCCUCCUCUCUCGCUCCUGUUUUAUUCCCAGGCCUGGUCUCCUGUAUCCUUUCUUUGCCUUAUUUACUACUCUUUCCCUUCUUUCCUUAGUAAGAGGGACACUCCAUGCCUCCAACUCUCUUGUACCUCAGUUAUUUGAAGAGAGAAUGGGUGUGCAGAAUUCUUCCUCCCUGGCCUGUCAGGUCCAGAGAUAGAGGGAAGGCCAUAGAAAUGUGUGGUAGAAAGCUGGCUAGGGCUGAGGGUGGCCAAGAGGCUAGAGAAAUUAUUUGGGUGGAAGACACAGGAAGAACUCAUCUGGGUUCUGAGGAAGCAGGGUGUGUGGUGGGGAAGUAUGGAACAGAGCCCCAGGAAGGUCCAGAGCUGUGCUUUCAAGGUACUCUGACAUGGGACAGAGUGGGGUUCCAGAUGACAUUACUUCAUGCAUGGAUGAUACUCCCUCUGCCCCUCAUUGCUCCACCUCCUCCUUAGGUCAUGAUGUGUACUAGACCUAGAGAGGCCCCAGGACUCACCACUGUCCCAGCUGUCUCCCUGUCCCGCCUUCCUGCCGCCCGCCCUGCUGGCCGGUCCCCACGCCCACACACCCGGUGCUGCCUCAUCUGGCACUGAUUAUCCUGCUGCCGCCGCUGCUGCUGUUGCUGUUGCUGCUUCUGCUGCUGCUGAACUCAGCUGCCGCCUCCGGCUGAGGACCCCAGCACACUCCCCCCACCAUGCUGUCUGCUGCCCCAGCCUCCCUUCUGGGGCCCCUACUUACGGCCUGGGCCCUGCUGCCCUUCUUGCCUCUUGCCCAGGGCCAGACCCCCAACUACACCAGACCUGUGUUCCUAUGCGGAGGGGAUGUGACUGGGGAAUCGGGUUACGUGGCAAGUGAGGGCUUUCCCAACCUCUACCCCCCCAAUAAGGAGUGCAUCUGGACAAUAACGGUCCCUGAGGGCCAGACUGUGUCUCUCUCCUUCCGAGUCUUCGACCUGGAGCUGCACCCCUCCUGCCGUUAUGAUGCUCUGGAGGUCUUUGCUGGAUCUGGAACCUCUGGCCAGCGGCUUGGACGCUUCUGCGGGACCUUCAGGCCAGCGCCCCUAGUCGCCCCCGGCAACCAGGUCACCCUGAGGAUGACAGCCGACGAGGGCACAGGAGGACGAGGCUUCCUGCUCUGGUACAGCGGGCGGGCCACCUCCCGCACCGGCCCCCCCCCAGGCUCGAGGCGGAAAUGGGUCAUGGACCCGCGGGUGGAAUGGGCGGCCUGGGGUUACUGGGACGAGCACCAGUUUUGUGGGGGGCGGAUGGAGAAGGAACAGGGAACCUUGACCACGCCCAACUGGCCAGAGUCUGAUUACCCGCCGGGCAUCAGCUGUUCCUGGCACAUCAUCGCACCCCCAGACCAGGUGAUCACGCUGACCUUCGGGAAGUUUGACCUGGAGCCAGACACCUACUGCCGCUAUGACUCGGUCAGCGUGUUCAACGGAGCAGUGAACGAUGAUGCCAAGAGGCUGGGAAAGUUCUGCGGGGACACAUCCCCUGGCCCCAUCUCCUCAGAAGGUAAUGAGCUUCUGGUCCAGUUCGUCUCAGAUCUCAGUGUCACCGCCGACGGCUUCUCAGCCUCCUACAGGACCGUGCCACGAGGCACUGCUGAAAAGGGGCCAGCCCCAAACCCAGGGAAGGACACCAGGCCAGGUCCCCCAUCUCUAGGCCCUGGCCCAAAACCUGGAGCUAGGCCCAAAGUCAAGCCACCCACCCAGCCCAAACUCCAGCCUGGGGAGAAGUCAGAGGUCUCACCUGAAGCCCAGGCAACUCCACUGGGCCCUGAUACACCCAGUGUCCCUUGCCCAAAGCAAUGUCGGAGGACAGGCACACUGCAGAGCAACUUCUGUGCCAGUGAUCUUGUGGUGACUGCAACAGUGAAGUCCAUGGUUCGGGGUCCAGGAGAGGGUCUCACUGUCACUGUCAGUCUCAUUGGUGCUUAUAAAACUGGAGGACUAGACCUGCCCUCUCCGCCCACUGACACCCCCCUGAAGUUUUACGUGCCCUGCAGGCCAUGCCCCCUCAUGAAGAAAGGACUCAAUUAUCUGAUUAUGGGCCAAGUGGAUGAGAAUAGAGGUCCCAUCAUUCCUUCAGACAGCUUCGUGGUUCAACACCGGCCCAGCCAGGACCAGAUCCUCACCAACCUCAGCAAGAGAAAGUGUUCUUCCCAACCUAGGCAAGCUGCAGAGUCUCAGGCCUGAGAGCCAGGCCAGCUGCAGCCCCAGGUUCAUGUGCUGUCUUUCUUAUCCAAAUAAAUGUUUCUCAACUGA